AUGGAGAGCAUAGUGACUAUGCAGUAUAACUGGAAGAAUGGAGUGGGCUUCAGUUCUGGAGGUGGAAGGGGCUCGUCCCCAGCCAGCCAGGUUGACCCGACCCCUGCCUCCACAGUGCGCCAUGCCGUUCUCUCCAUCAAUGGCGUGGAUGUGAAUGGCAAGUAUACUGUGGAUGGGAAGGAGGUGCUAGAGUACCUGGGCAACCCAGGCAAAUACCCUGUGUCCAUCCACUUCAGCCGACCCCCUCUCACAUCCAACGAGAAGCUGAUGCUGGCCUCCAUGUUCCACUUGCUGUUUGCCAUCAGCUCCCAGCUGUCUUCCAAGCUGGGGAGAUCUGGCAUCGAGAUGCUCGAGACAGACACCUUCAAAUUCCAUGUCUUCCAGACACUGACAAGCAUCAGGUUUAUGCCCAUCAGGUGUGAUUUGUUUGACCAGCAUCUGAAGCUAGCCCUGGAAGUGGCUGAUAAGGCUGGGAUUUUUGGGCCCUCCAGCAAAGACCAAAGCUUGAAAUGGACUCAGCUAUUUUACUAG
Molecule: messenger RNA, 531 nt
Organism: Trichosurus vulpecula (common brushtail)
Lineage: Eukaryota; Metazoa; Chordata; Mammalia; Diprotodontia; Phalangeridae
Product: trafficking protein particle complex subunit 4-like
Exons: 3
Coding region: 1-531 (176 amino acids)
Biological process (GO): endoplasmic reticulum to Golgi vesicle-mediated transport
Cellular component (GO): TRAPP complex
Source: RefSeq, a predicted model, not a curated record